Messenger RNA from Aspergillus homomorphus CBS 101889, 2646 nucleotides. Its product is annotated as putative INO80 chromatin remodeling complex (Ies1). Gene Ontology annotation, cellular component: Ino80 complex. The transcript has 5 exons. Lineage: Eukaryota; Fungi; Ascomycota; Eurotiomycetes; Eurotiales; Aspergillaceae. The record is from RefSeq and is a predicted model, not a curated record. Bases 117 to 2525 code for a protein of 802 amino acids.
CGCCCUUCAGGGCAUCGCAACAAACCAAAGCCACAUUGACUCUAUUCUGAAGACUCCUUGGGCUCGUCCGAGCGAAAUAGCGUCCCAGUCUGCGGUGAUCUCUAGAACCCCAAAAAAUGGCGGAAGUCGAGAGCAGCGUCGCGGACGAGUCGGUGGCCCAGUCCGAGGCUCAGGAUGAGCAGCAGACCCAUAACAUGACGGUCGGAAUCCGGCGUCAGGCCAACGGCACGAUCGGAUCAGUUUACUCGGGGAAUAAGAUCCGGCACCUGAAGAAAGAGGAUGGAAUCCCCCUAUGGCGCAAGGACAUCCAGUAUCAAUUCUUGAAGCUCGUCUUCGAGGACAAAACCCCGGUUUUCACUCGCUGGCCCGACGGGGAGAAGAAUCUGGACUUUGCCGAUAUCUACAUCGAUGCUAUGGCGAGGAGCAGCAAGACGAGCAAGAUCCUGAAGGAUAAGUUGCAGAACGAUAAGCAGGCUGCCAUCAGCAUGGCUAUGGUUUGUCUGCUGGUCAACUUUGGCCGGAUGAAUACUACGCUUAACUUUUUUCCCGAGAUGCGUGCGCAGUUGCGGACCUACCACUCCAUUCCUUCGCUUCAAGCCCACCAGGACCCUAAUGCCUACAAACAGCUGCAGGAUGCCCCGCGUCUCAAGUCGAUCCUCAAGGGUGCCUCUGAGGAUGUCGAUCAGCCCAACACGCUUGACAGGAUCAAGCGCCAGUCAAUUCCUCGCACAAACCCUGUCAAUCUGAUCUUCGUUCUAGCUCAGUAUGCUCCCAAGGUGUCUGAGAUGCACUUCUUCCCUCCUCGCGACUUCUUUGACUUGGUCAUGAGAGGCACACUCAGUAGUCGAAGCAGGGCUAGGGCCUUUCUCUGGUUGAUGUGGUGGUAUUUGGAAAGUGAUUUCAGCGCCGAGGCAGCCCUUCGUAACCCCUUUGGCAGUGGUCUGGAUGGUGAAGGCACCGGCGGCUUACCUAUUAAGGUGCCUCAAUUUGAGAGUCUUACCGAAGAGCAGGCCAACGAGGAGAAUGUGGACACCCAGUCCGAAAUAGAUUACGGUGAAGCCAAGCGCUUGGAACGGAAACGCAUCCUGGAAGAAGACGAACCACUACCCAGAGUGCCUAAGCGCUCCAAGAAAGGUUUGCCUGAGCUAUAUGACGACGAAGCAUCAGGAGAUGUGUCUGGUCGCGGUGACGGGCGCUUGUCCACCAUGUCCACGCCAAUGCAUCCGUCAGCCAAGCGCCAUCCGCUGGACGACGAGGAUGAGUACCAAACACCUGGGCAGUCUGCGCGCUCCCGGUCCAAGAGGCCUAAAAGAGAGUCUUCUAUCAACCGUUCUCUUGGUCAGCAGCGUCUCAUCUUAAGAACCAAGAUGGAAAACACACCUGACGCUGCUUCUCCAGCUCCUCCAGGUUCGGGUCACCCGAUCUUGAAUCGAUUCGUUACGGAAGGCACGCAACCAACCUCCGCCCGUCGGCCACGGCCGCUCACUCAACAUCAACUCGCUGUCGAGCAGAACCGCCGACAACGGAUUGAGUACAUCUUAGCCAAGCGCAAGAGUGAGGCGUAUCGAGUGCUGCGUGCGAAACGAGAAAGCGAGAUACCCAUUGUACGCUACGGUCGUCGCCUCUCGAAUAUCCCGGAGGGCUAUGACACGGACGAUGAGGAGAAGGCUUGGGGCAAGGGCGGACUGGUGCCGAAGCCCGACGAGGAAGAGGAUUAUGGCGAAAGUGCUAGCUACUUCCUGUCUGUUAUCCGCAAAGCUGCAAGACGCCUGGAUCGAUGGGACUACGAUGAUGCCAAUGGUCCUCGGCGGGAUCGCAAGGCAGAACGUGAGGAACGCCAGAAAGCGAGGGAGAUGAGGCUUGCUAUGGAGAACUCGGGUGAUCUUGCCGGGCGUAUCCCCUCUUCUGCUCGUAGUCGAGCUCGUGCUGCUCGCAACGCCAAGCGCAAGCUCGCCAAUGCGGCAGCCAAUACCCCCUCCGCCAAGGAGCCAGGCGCUGCAACCUCCUCACGGGCCAAAGCCAACCGGAGCCGCUCCCAGCGCGAGGCUGGGGCUGCAGUGGCGGCUACCCCAGGCGCAGCCAAGGAUGGUCUGGACGUACCUAGCCGGGACCAUGAACUUUCACCGAUGCCUGGCUCGACCCACCUGGGGGAUGAUGUUGAGGGUGAGGAAGGACUGGACGACAUUGACCGUGAACUCCUCGGCGAAGGGAGUGGGGACGAUGAAGGCGCUCCGACCCCAGCUGCUCGCACGUCUCGACCGGCCGACGCUGGCUAUGAGGAUAGCUUCAUGGAGGCCGGAGAUGCCGAUGAGGAUGUGGAAGGUCUCUCGUCCGACGACAAUGACGAUGAGGAGGUUGAUGACGAAGAUCUGGAUGAAGGAGAAGCAGAGGCGGACGCGGACGAGAAUUCAUCCACACUCGAAGGCGGCAAUGGGUAUGCAGCCAGCGAGACCUCUUCCGUGGCCGGCGGGGAGGGCGACACAAUCCUUGCUGAUGAUAAAGAUGAGACUAUGACCGAUAUAUGAUCGUAGCUCUCUGGGCUUUGGGCCAGGCUUGGGACUUUUCGUGCGUUUAUCCUCCAUCGAAUCACUUCCGAUGUGCGUUUGUUUCGACCGACGCUUAUCUGGCCUAUGAAUGUUCGGCACU